AUGAAUUGCACUUACCAUAUUCAAAAUUAAGUAUCAUUAAUAUGUACAGCUCCCCACAAAUGUUAAUGUUAAAGGAAACUGUGCGCUGAAUGCCAAUACUAGCAUAAAGUGGAUUUUAAAUAUACAAUUCCAAUUAAAAUAUUUCGAGAAAUGGCUAUCAAGAAAUUAUCAGAAUCACUACUUGAUCAGACAUCUGAAUUAACCAAAUAGAGAAUGUAUUUUAAAUAAGUACUAUCACAAACCGAAGGAAUGAUGAAAAAAAUUUGGGAAGAGUUCGCAGAAUCAAUAAAAUUAAUAUAUGAUUUGAUCGAACAGAAAAAUAAAUCUUACUUUGAUCUUUUGAAAGAAAACCAGAAUCUAUCGGAAUCCUCCUAUUCUGAUUUAGAAAAAUUAGUAUAAAUUGUAGAAGGAAAAACAUUAAAUGAUUGGACUGUUUAGCAGAAUUCUUACUUGAUCGAGUUGGAUAAGGCAAAGAGAUGGUGGUACUAAGAAGUUAUGACUUUUAUUGAAAAGUAGAAUGAAGGAAUGAAAAAAAAUUUAUCAUUAAUUAAGUAAGAGAUAAAAUUUAUACUAGGAUUAAUCCUUAUCCAAAAGAAGGCCAAGUUUAUUAAAGAAAAGAAGAUCUUUAUGAAAUUUUAGCCGGCAUACAGGAUAUUGAUGGAUCAAUUUUCAAUAUGAUUAUUGAAAUAAUGAGAAAAGAGAAAAUUUCAGAUCUCCUUGAAUUUCUUUCAAAGACAGACAAUUUAAAGUUUCACCAAUCAAAGAUUAAUAAUUAAGAUAAAAUAUUUGAUAUUACGAAUAAUUUGAGAAAUAUUUAGGAUCAUCAUUUUAGUAAAAAUGACUAUUCCCAGGAAAUUUAACAAGAGGAAAGAUAAGCUUUAACAAACAGGAUAGCAUAGAAUAGAGGGAUUAUUGAAUUUUUAAAAUUUUUAGUUCACCUUACAGCUUUCGAUUCAAAAUUUAUUUAAAGUGGAUCCAAUGCACUCAAUUUAUUAGUAGGUAUGAAGGUUGAUCUUUCAAGCUAAUGCUUUGAAAAUAUCAGAAUCAAAAAUACUUCUUUAAUAGGAGCUAAUUUAGUCAGAUGUAAUUUGAGUGGAUCUGAAUUUGAUAANACCAAAACCAAUCUUAAACAAACCCAUUAAUAUCACUUGAAAUUUAAAUGA
This is a messenger RNA of Paramecium primaurelia, 1163 nucleotides long. Lineage: Eukaryota; Ciliophora; Oligohymenophorea; Peniculida; Parameciidae. The record is from the annotation of a GenBank genome assembly.